Molecule: messenger RNA, 704 nt
Organism: Carica papaya (papaya)
Lineage: Eukaryota; Viridiplantae; Streptophyta; Magnoliopsida; Brassicales; Caricaceae
Product: E3 ubiquitin-protein ligase ATL41-like
Biological process (GO): protein ubiquitination
Molecular function (GO): transferase activity
Source: RefSeq, a predicted model, not a curated record
UUCCUCCCCUGAAUCAACCCACCAUGUCCGACGACAACGACAAUGAUCACCGUCCUCGAUGGACCCACAAAAACUCAUAUGAUCUUAACAGCAAGAUCAUGCUCGCCGCUAUCAUAUCUCUCUCAAUCGUUAUUCUCCUCGUCUUAGCCCUUCAUAUAUACGCAAGAUGGGCCCUUCGACGGCAAGCUCGCCGGCGAGCCAUUAUUUACAGACUUGCUCUGUCACCGGCGCCGCAAGUCAACUCCAGCGAGCCACCCAAAACCGGACUCGAUCAGGAAAUCAUCAACUCACUCCCCGUUAUCGUGUUCAAGAAAGCAGACGGGGAAGAUGAAUGCUCCGUCUGUUUGAGCGAGCUGGAGGAUGAAGAGAUGGCGAGGGUGUUGCCGAACUGCAACCACAGUUUCCACGUUGAUUGUAUUGAUAAAUGGUUGAGUUCGAACUCGACCUGCCCUAUUUGCCGGACCGAGGCCGAGCCACGGCUCCAGCCUGAGCCCAGGGAGGGUCCUGUAUGUGGUGCGCCCAGUGCUCCUCCUCUGGAACAGGCUACGUCAUGCAUGGAAGGAACGUCGUCGGGGAAGAUGGUUAGUGGGUCGAGCUCGCGGCUGAGUUCGUUUCGGAGGAUUCUGAGUAGGGAAAGAUCAUCGUCACGGAGAGUCCAGUCUUGUGGGGAAGAAGAUGGUAUGCGUGAUUUAGAAAGACAGUGA